AUGACGGGUGAAGUAGAGCAAGGGGGUGGCGAGGGGAUCAAGGGAGGGAGUGGGGAAGGGGGACUUGAUAAUAAGAAUAAUUUUCGGAAUAAUCAGUGGUCUCGCAAAACAACUCAAGGUUGCUUUAACAUGGGCCUGCUCGAUGAGGAGAGUAAGGAGGAGAAAGGAGCUAGAGUUAUAUCCUUCAAGCUUCGCAAGCUCUUCAGCUCUGAGAACAGUUUCGACGGUGUAGAAAUGCGCUGCGCUGCUUUUGAAGAGAAUACAAGAACGAAAGCAAUGCUGCUUGAGACCUUGCCUAGCAAGUCUCAAGCAGCAUUGCCGUAA
Strongylus vulgaris is the source of this 324-nucleotide messenger RNA. The record is from the annotation of a GenBank genome assembly. NCBI's taxonomy places the organism in Eukaryota, Metazoa, Nematoda, Chromadorea, Rhabditida, Strongylidae.